Molecule: messenger RNA, 2472 nt
Organism: Eptesicus fuscus (big brown bat)
Lineage: Eukaryota; Metazoa; Chordata; Mammalia; Chiroptera; Vespertilionidae
Gene: KLHDC3
Product: kelch domain containing 3
Exons: 15
Coding region: 214-1866 (550 amino acids)
Cellular component (GO): cytoplasm
Molecular function (GO): chromatin binding; protein binding
Source: RefSeq, a predicted model, not a curated record
GCUUCGGAACUCAGCUCGGACUGCACGUGCGCACACCGCUGCCCGCCGGAAGAAUCGAGCCUGGCUGUGUUUAUCUCGUUGGAGACCAAGUCGUCGGUUGGCGCUCAACGGGUUCCAGGCUGCCCGCGGCCCCGCCCCGGCCCGGCCUGACAAGGUAGCAGAGGCAGCAGGCCGUGCCGGGGGGGCAUGUUGCUGUAACCAGUGGCCCAGGGCAUGUUACGGUGGACAGUGCACCUGGAGGGCGGGCCCCGCAGGGUGAACCAUGCUGCAGUGGCUGUUGGGCACCGGGUAUUCUCCUUCGGGGGUUACUGCUCUGGUGAAGACUACGAAACGCUGCGUCAGAUUGAUGUGCACAUUUUCAAUGCAGUGUCCUUGCGCUGGACAAAGCUGCCCCCGGUGAGACCCACCAUCCGUGGGCAGCCUCCUGUGGUACCAUACAUGCGGUAUGGACACUCAACCGUCCUCAUCGAUGAUACGGUCUUCCUUUGGGGCGGGCGGAAUGACACGGAAGGAGCCUGCAAUGUGCUCUACGCCUUUGACGUCAAUACUCACAAGUGGUCCACGCCCCGAGUGUUAGGAACAAUUCCUGGGGCCCGGGAUGGACAUUCGGCUUGUGUCUUGGGCAAGACCAUGUACAUUUUUGGGGGCUACGAGCAACUGGCGGACUGCUUUUCCAAUGACAUUCACAAGCUGGAUACCAGCACCAUGACAUGGACCCUUAUCUGUACAAAGGGCAAUCCUGCACGCUGGAGGGACUUCCACUCAGCCACAAUGCUGGGCAGUCACAUGUAUGUCUUUGGGGGUCGCGCUGACCGAUUUGGGCCGUUCCAUUCCAACAAUGAGAUUUACUGCAACCGCAUCCGAGUCUUUGACACCAGGACUGAGGCCUGGCUGGACUGUCCAGCCACUCCGGUGCUGCCCGAGGGGCGCCGGAGCCACUCAGCAUUUGGCUACAAUGGGGAGCUGUACAUUUUUGGUGGCUAUAAUGCAAGGCUGAACCGGCACUUCCAUGACCUGUGGAAAUUUAACCCUGUGUCCUUUACCUGGAAAAAGAUUGAACCGAAGGGAAAGGGGCCAUGUCCACGCCGGCGCCAGUGCUGCUGUAUUGUUGGUGACAAAAUUGUCCUCUUUGGGGGUACCAGUCCAUCUCCUGAGGAAGGCCUGGGAGAUGAGUUUGACCUCAUAGAUCAUUCUGACUUACACAUUUUGGACUUUAACACAUCUGACGUGUCAUUUGAGGAGCUGUUGGAAUUGCAGAGCCAAGUGGGGACUAAGACAUACAAACAAUUGGUAGCUGGAAGCAGCACUAAGAAGCAAGGCUCUAGACCACCUGUCCAAAAUGCAUGUGUUGCAGAUAAGCACAGGCCUCUGGAAAUGUCAGCCAAGGUCCGGGUGCCAUUUUUGCGUCAAGUCGUCCCCAUCAGUAAGAAGGUAGCCCGGGACCCCCGCUUUGACGAUUUGUCGGGGGAAUAUAAUCCUGAAGUGUUUGACAAAACGUAUCAAUUCCUGAAUGACAUCCGAGCCAAAGAGAAACAGCUUGUGAAAAAGCAGUUGAAGAAGCACCGUUCAGGGGAGAAGCAUGAGAAGCUGCAGCAGCUGCUUCAGCGAAUGGAGCAGCAAGAAAUGGCACAGCAGGAACGAAAGCGGCAGCAGGAGCUGCGCCUGGCUCUGAAGCAGGAGCGGCGGGCUCAGGCCCAGCAGGGCCAUCGUCCAUACUUCCUGAAGAAAUCUGAACAGCGCCAGUUGGUCCUAGCUGAGAAGUUCAAGGAGCUGAAACGCAGCAAGAAGCUAGACAGCUUCUUGAGUCGAAAAAGGCGCCGAAACGCAGGCAAAGACAGGCGACAUCUCCCUUUGAAUAAAGACUAGUAAGGAACUGACCUCAGCUCUGCCACUGCCCCAGUGAGAAAUGGAUCUGUGGGGACAGACUCGGGCUUGGCCUCUUCUGGAUCUUUACCGUUCAAGGACAAGGAUCACAACUGCCCUUGAACUAGAUUGUCUCAGUGAUGACUAGAGGGUUCUUGGGCUGCCCCAGGGAUGGACAAGAACAGCUCAGCCUUCUGCCAUGCCACACUCCUCUGCUUGGAUCUGGUUCAUCAUGUACUCGUGUCCUCCCAUCCUUGCCUUAAACUAAGGAUGGGGAACCUUUUUUCUGCUAAGGGCCAUUUGUAUAUUUAUAACAUCAUUCGUGGGCCGUACAGUAUUAUCAAUUUAAAAAUUAGCUGCCAUAUUUAAUCAAACAUUUAAUUUUUUAAAACUCACCCCUAAUGCCUUGGCAGGGCCAGACCAAAUGAUGCCAUGGGCCUUAUCUGGCCCACAGGCCAGACAUUCCUCAUUGCUGUGAAAUCAAUGAUUCUGACAGAGAAGAAAAGGGGUCAGGGACCUUAAGGUUAGUGAAGGCCAUAGAGUCUGUUGACGGCUCCCAGGACUGGGACUUUAUGUAGGAGCCAGUUAAUAAACAUUCUUGUCACUCAA